CAGAAUUUUGUAGAAUAUAUAUAUGUGUGUGUGUUGAAAUCCAUGCUAGGCAGAUAAUCCAGAAAACUUCACUGUCUGUCCAUGGAACUGUUUCCUCCUUCCUUCGUUUUUUGGUUUUCUGUUUGUGUUUUAGUUAUUUUUUGCACCACAGGAUCAGGAGCAAUAGAACUACCAGGGAAUGUAACAGUUACAGCCGUUUUCGUGUUUGGAGAUUCAAUUGUUGAUACGGGCAAUAACAACAAUAAGACAACGCUGGCUAAGUGUAAUUUCCCUCCUUAUGGGAGGGACUUCAAGGGAGGAGUUCCAACUGGAAGAUUUUCAAACGGCAAGGUCCCUGCUGAUAUUUUAGUGGAAGAAUUGGGAAUUAAAGAGCUAUUGCCAGCAUAUUUGGAUCCAAACCUGCAGCCUGAAGAUCUUCUCACAGGUGUGAACUUCGCUUCAGGUGGUGCAGGAUAUGAUCCCUUAACGUCACAAAUAGAGAUAGCGAUAUCAUUAGCCGAUCAGUUAAAACUGUUCAAAGAAUAUACCCAGAAGUUAAAGAAUCUUGUUGGAGAAGAAGAAACAAACACAAUCUUCACAAAUAGUUUAUUUGCGGUGGUAGUAGGCAGUAAUGACAUUGCAAAUGCCUAUUACAAUUCCCAUAUCAGGCAACUGCAGUUCAGUAUCUUUGCUUACACUGACUUCCUGGCUACCUCGGCUUCCAACUUCUUACAGGAGUUAUACAGCUUAGGGGCACGACGAAUCGCAGCUUUUGGUGCACCACCACUUGGAUGUUUGCCAUCUACAAGAACUGUGGCCGGUAAUGGAAAAAGAGAUGAAUGUAUAAAGGAAUACAACCAAGGUUCAGAGUUGUUCAAUACUAAAUUUUCUGCAGCCAUUGCUUCCCUUGGUAGAAACUUGCCUGAUGCCAAAGUGGUUUACAUUGACAUCUACAACCCUCUGCUUACACUGAUAGAAAACCCCAGUACAUAUGGAUUUGAAUUUGUGGAUAAAGGAUGCUGUGGCUCAGGAACUAUAGAAGCAGCAUUUACUUGUAAUUCAUUGACCCCUCCAUGCCCUGACGCCUCCAUUUAUAUAUUCUGGGACAGUUUUCAUCCUUCAGAAACAACAUAUAAGAUCCUCGUCUCUCAAAUUGUGCAAAAAUAUGCCAACAGUUUCCUCUGAUUAAGAGAUACACAUAUUUUUCGAGAAUGCAUCUUAUCCUUUGUAAAGGGUGUGGGUGCGAUAAAUUUUAAGAAUUGAGUUUGUACCAAGGAAAUUACGAUCGUCUUCUAAGGGAUGAAUGUAUAUGUAUAUGUAUAUGUGUGUGUAUGUAUGUAUGCAUGUGUGUGUGUGUGUGUGUGUGUGUGUGUGUAUUAUAGGUAGAUAUGCUUAUGUUUCCUGUAAAAUAAUUUCAGAGAAAUUAAGUAUAUUCAGAAAAGUUAUGUACGCAUGACCAAGUUUUUAUCCAGGGUGAAUUCAAUCAAAAUUAAACUGAGUUUGAGGUUAA
Mangifera indica (mango) is the source of this 1489-nucleotide messenger RNA. Its product is annotated as GDSL esterase/lipase EXL3-like. NCBI's taxonomy places the organism in Eukaryota, Viridiplantae, Streptophyta, Magnoliopsida, Sapindales, Anacardiaceae. Gene Ontology annotation, molecular function: lipase activity. The record is from RefSeq and is a predicted model, not a curated record. Gene Ontology annotation, cellular component: extracellular region. The coding region runs from base 82 to 1164 and encodes 360 amino acids. Gene Ontology annotation, biological process: lipid metabolic process. The transcript has 5 exons.